Molecule: messenger RNA, 2423 nt
Organism: Triticum dicoccoides
Lineage: Eukaryota; Viridiplantae; Streptophyta; Magnoliopsida; Poales; Poaceae
Exons: 8
Coding region: 10-2322 (770 amino acids)
Biological process (GO): regulation of salicylic acid biosynthetic process; regulation of DNA-templated transcription
Cellular component (GO): nucleus
Molecular function (GO): sequence-specific DNA binding; calmodulin binding; DNA-binding transcription factor activity
Source: RefSeq, a predicted model, not a curated record
UUGAGGGAAAUGGUGAAGACUUCUAUCUCAGACUUCUUUAUCUUGUUUACGUUAGUUAGUGUGCAAAUGUUCAAAUGUUUGUUUCCAGGGCAAGCCCUAAACUGCAAUGGUCAACAAUUUUCUCAACAAAUCCCAGUGCAAAUCUUGUGGCAGCCAACCAAUGCACACUCAAUGCAAAAUGGUCAAGACUAUAGUCUGCCACAAACAAGCAUUCAGAAUCCAUCGCAGGCAGCAGGAUAUUGUCCAGUCUAUCAACCCUUACUUGCUCGUGAACAAGAUCAGUAUACUAGUUUCUUUGAUGCAAGUUGUCAACUUGCAUUUCCCAACCUUUCAGCAUACACGACAUUGAAUGAUAUUCACCAGUGGACUUCCAUCCCUGAAGGGGAGAUAUCUGUGGAUGAUGUACAUAAUUUAAUUGUCCCGACACAAAUUCAAGAUACUUAUGGGUCAUUUAGAUGUGGUCAAGUAUUACUUCAAUGGGAUAAGCCUCAUGUGGAGCCCAAGGAACACUGGAACUUCCUUGACGAGCUCAUGCCGCUGCAUAGCACACAGUCAAGGUUUUAUGGAGAAAGUUUCCCCAGUACAAGCCUCAUGGAUAAAGUCCAUAAGUUACUUGCCAGCACUUCAUCAGGUGAUUCUGUUUUGAAGAUGAUUACCGGUGUUAUGAGUCGAGCCAUGCAGACUCCUCAGAGGAGAGGCGUUCUCAUUCGUGCAAUUGAGCCAUAUGAUUCAGAUGAUAAGCCCCCGGUUAAGAAGCAAAGGAACGCCAAAUAUCAACUGCGGUUUGUCAACAGGGUUCGCAAUGACUACUACACCCAGGAACAAAUCAAAUCAGAGGAUGGGAAUCUCUUAAAGGUAGCUUUGUAUGAUGAGAAUAAUCUGGUAGUCACAUCUGGUCCGCUGUCUUCAGCUUCUGUGGAGGUCGUAUUACUUCAUGGCGAUUUCAAUGCUGAAGGCCAAGAUUAUUGGACAUCACAGGAGUUCAGUGCCUGCCUAGUGCAUUCACAAUCUGUAGAAGAACCACCAGCCUUGGGAGGUGAUCGUGUCUUGGCACUGACUCAUGGAGAGGCAGACGUUGGUAAUGUCAGUUUCCAGAUUUCCUCCUUCCAUGCCAGAACUGGAAAGUUCAAGAUGGGUGUUGAGAUUAAAAACGUACGAGAAGAGAGUGUUCAACAAGGAAUCACUAGCCCAUUUCUCGUGAGAGUUCGCCAAGGAGAAGAAUCAAGUCACCAUCGGAUCACAUCUCCCGAAGCGUUGCUCAGAGUAAGAAUGGAAUUGCCCAAACAAGUCUGCGGGGCGCUGCAGUGCGAUGCCACGGAAAACGUCUGCGAGUCAUCGGAUCAGUCGUCGCCGGAGAGAAAUGUCUUGGUGGCGUCGAAGGUGGACGACCAUGACAGCAUAGUACAGAGCGGGAGCGGCGUGUUAUUAUUCCCAGCCCCGCCGCCGUCGCCGGAGCAGGCGCGGGUGCCGCAGCCGGAGCCGGGGCUCAACUGCCCGCGCUGCGACUCCACCAACACAGAGUUCUUCUUCUUCAACAACCACUCCGUCACACAGCCCCGCAACUUCUGCGGCGAAUGCCGCCUUGGGCUGGGCGCCGCGCUUGACAUCGCGGAUCGCGCCGCCGGGGCUCCAGCAGCGGCCGCCUACGUAGCUGCCGCGUCAGGGACGUCAACGUCGACGAAGCGAAGCACCACUGCCACCGCUUGCGCCACCUCUGCGCCAAUGUCGAUGGUGGAGCGGGCGCGGUUGGCCAAGGUGCCGCAGCCGGAGCCGGGGCUCAAGUGCCCGCGCUGCGACUCCACCAACACCAAGUUCUGCUACUCCAACAACUACUCUCUCACCCAGCCCCGUCACUUCUGCCGCGCAUGCCGCCGCUAUUGGACCCGUGGCGGCGCGGUCCGUAACGUCCCCGUGGGCGGCGGGUACAGGCGCAGCGCCAAGUCCAAGGCCUCCCGCAAUGUCCCCGUGGGCGGCGGGUACAGCUGCCACGCCAAGCGCAGCGCAAAGUCCAAAGCCUCCGACGGAGAACCUGCGGCGGCAACAGGGACAGCAUCGUCUGCAUUGACGGCACCGAAGCCCGACACUCCUUGCACCGGCACCGCACCGCCGGGUCUCCACCACUACUCCAUGUUCUGCACCAAGAGCGAGUCGCCGCACAGCAAUCGGUUUGCCGACAACUUCGACCUGGCGAGCUUCCGCCUUGGCUCCCUCUUUGCUGACGGAGGCGUGCACCACCAGCCGGUGUUGCAGGGGAUGUUCGACUUAGGGCUUCAGAGAGGCGGCGGCAAUUGCAAGGACGGAGCCAGUUCCACCACCACGUGACACCGUCGGCCAAGAGAGAUCCACAACUGGAUUACCCAAGCGACAGGGGCAUGUACACAGACGUCGUCAUCAACGACGUCAACAGUGACGACUAGAAUUUC